AUGGCUGCUGGAGGUCAUGCUGCUGGCCAGGAUGCCGGCCAGGCCGUGGUGGAGGAGCUCCUGAGCGAGAUGGCCGCGGCGGUGCGGGAGAGCGCGCGCAUUCCUGAUGAGCAUCUGUUAUUGCUGAAGUUUGUCUUUGGCUCAUCAGCCCUCCAGGCCUUGGACCUAGUUGAUCGACAGUCCAUCACUUUAAUCUCAUCGCCUAAUGGGAGGCAUGUUUACCAGGUGCUUGGAAGUUCUGGUAAAACAUACACAUGUUUGGCUUCUUGUCAUUACUGUUCAUGUCCUGCGUUUGCCUUCUCCGUGCUCCGGAAGAGUGACAGCCUGCUGUGCAAGCAUCUCUUAGCAGUUUAUCUUAGUCAGGUUAUGGGGACCUGUCAGCCGCUAAGUGUUUCGGAUAAGCAAUUGACGGACAUAUUAUUGAUGAAGAAGAAACAAGAAGCAUAAAAGAGAUAUUGCAGAAGCAACUGACGUGGUGAACAAACAGAUGAAAAAAUCUUACAGCCUAGGAAACCUCAACCCUGUGUCCCCAAAGCAUGAGGUGCUAGCGAGUGAAUGCUGUGUGAGAAGGCCACGAUAUUGCAGUGUUCUGUGGUGGGCAGAACCUUUUGUUACAAUGAGAUGUGGCAAAUAAACUAUGAAGAUUUUUCUGCUACUUGGGGGGAAAAA
This is a messenger RNA of Myotis daubentonii (Daubenton's bat), 669 nucleotides long. RefSeq names its product zinc finger SWIM domain-containing protein 7-like. The record is from RefSeq and is a predicted model, not a curated record. Bases 1 to 447 code for a protein of 148 amino acids. The transcript has a single exon. NCBI's taxonomy places the organism in Eukaryota, Metazoa, Chordata, Mammalia, Chiroptera, Vespertilionidae.